Candidula unifasciata is the source of this 2096-nucleotide messenger RNA. Lineage: Eukaryota; Metazoa; Mollusca; Gastropoda; Stylommatophora; Geomitridae. The record is from the annotation of a GenBank genome assembly.
AUUACCUUCGUAGUCUUAACACAACCACAAAGAGACAGUAUGAUGCUUUAACUGAGUGGAGGCGAAAGGAAAAUGACAAGUUUGAGCAAACUAAAGCACUUAUAACUGCUUUGAGAGCUGAAAAUCAAGAGCUUCAGGUCAAGGUCAUGACGUGUGCUGAUAAAGAGAAAGAACUGACCCAGCAAGUCCAGAGUCUGGAGGAAGCGAAGGCACAUCUCCAGCGCCAGAAAGCAAUGAGUGACCAGCGCAUGUUCAAUGUGUUCAAAAUAGCAGAAGAGCAGGGAGUGAAGGGGCUGACCCAGGAAGACCUGGGAGAUGAUCAAGAUUUAUCAGAUGCUUCGUUACAUGCAUCAAUAUCAGAAAAGAAUCAGAUCAUUGCCAAGCUGGAAGAAGCACUGGCUGGUAAAGAGGAGAUGAUAGCUCAACUGAGAACAGAUGUGCUCAAGAAGGAUCAGGAAGUUGCCAAAUGUAGAGACACAACAAAACAGUUGUUGGAGGACAUGGAAGCCCAGCAGAAACUCAAGGAAAGCAUUGCGGAAGAAAAUAGAACACUGACAAAACAGAUCAUGCAGGCUGAACAGAAGCUGCACAGACAGAUGCAGGCUGUGAUAUCAACUACCAGACGGGAGAUUGAAGCAGAGCAGCUGUAUUCCACUGGGGCAGCAUCAGCGGCAGCUGCAGGUCUAAGAUUGGAGAAGAACACGGAUGACAACAAAGAGAACUUUAGUUUCCCAGAAAAUGUGGAAGAUCUGUUGACAAUUGCAAAGUCUCUUGAGGCUAAACAGCGAGAAGAAAUCAGUACUGAUCUCCUGAUGAAGAAUCUGGACCAAGAGAGGAAAAGCAAACAGAUAUUGCAAGACAGCAUUGAAAAACUGGAAAAAGAGCUUCAGGAAAUGCACUUGAAACAAGCAGAGAAGAACAAAGAACUGGAAGAGAUGCAACAGAGAGCUGCAGACACUGCUGAGAAGCUUGCACAGGAUUAUGAACAAAAAUUGACAGACAUGGCCAAGAACAGCUAUAGCAGGCCCAUCCAAGCUAGUAACACAGAAGAUGUAUCCAUUCUUCGGUCACAAGUUCUUUCCCUGAUAAGAGAAGUGGAUGAAACCCAGAACAAGUUAUCUGCUGCCAAGGCUGCUUUGCACCACAAGGAUAACAGAAUCAUGGAGCUGGAACACAUUAACCAGACACUGAGAAAAGAAAAUGAUGACCACAUUCAGGAGGCACUCAUCCUAAAGCAGCAUUUACGUACACAGAUUAGUCAACAGCAGAAAUCACAGCAGGAGAACAGCUAUAUUAAAAGUCAGUAUGAGCAGCUUCAGUAUUCAUUUAGCGCACUGGUCACUGACUACAAGGAGCUGCAGGAGACCUUUGAAACAUAUCGGCUACAGAUGGAAAGACAGCCGCCUUCUAAAGUCAGGAAAGAAACAAUGGAGGAGAUCAAUCGUCUAACAGCACAAGUCAUAGCUGCAGAUGAGGCCAUUGCUCAUAAAGAUGAGCAACUGGCUAAAGUUAAAAAUGAGAAGGAUGAAAAUAUACAACUUCUCCAGUUUCAGGCGGACUUGUACAGGACUGAUUUCAAUGCUGAAAGAGAGGCUAGAAACACGCUGGCGGAGGAGAAGAACAAACUCAUGGAGGAGAAUGCUAAGCUUUUGCAGGAUCUUCAUAAUUUGCAAGACAAGUACCUGGCCGUGACAAGGGAGUUGGAAAAUUACAAUCAGAGGCAGAUUAAUGAUAUGCAGCGGCGAUUUCAGGCUGGAGCAGCACAAAAUUAUGAGAUGCCACAACUUCUGAGGACCACCCCACCUUUAGCACAAGAUUACAGGCAUCAGAUGCCAGAUCAGAGACCUGACACCUGGCACCAAUCACAGGAUUACUGGAGAGGGGCACAAAUGCAUCAUCCGCAGGAUUACAGAGAGCCAACUUCAGCCGCAUAUCCAUCACAGGGCCGUGUUGCUGCACAGUUAACUCCUGGACGUCAGAACGACGAUGAACUCCCAAGUUUCCAAGAUUACGAGUGUCCAUCUUGUGCUGCACGUUUUCCAGAUGUCGACUCUCUUCAGCUUCAUGUGCCUGAUUGCAUUGAUAAUAAUAGAUAG